Molecule: messenger RNA, 1254 nt
Organism: Macrosiphum euphorbiae (potato aphid)
Lineage: Eukaryota; Metazoa; Arthropoda; Insecta; Hemiptera; Aphididae
Source: the annotation of a GenBank genome assembly
AUGUUGCGCAGUAAGAAAAAAAAAAUGCUUAUUAAAUUAAUGCUUUUGGAGCAAAUUGACGAAGAAACAGCCAUAAUCGAACAUGUAAUGAAUAAUAAAAAUCACAAUAUUCAUGAUAUGUUUCUCAAAAGAAAAAUUGAGGGCUUUUAUAACAUUUUAAUUGAGAAACAUUUAUUUAAAGAUGAAACCAAAUUCAGAGAAUUUUUUCGAUUGAGUUAUGAUCAAUUUAAUUAUGUUUUAAAUAUCAUUGAAGAUGACAUCAAGAGUGAUCCUUACAAUCGAGUUAAACAGCCAAUAACACCAGCCGAGAAGUUAUCAGUUACAUUAAGAUAUAUGGCUACCGGCGAAUCAUUUCGGUCAUUGGCAUUUGCGUUUAGGAUAUCUCAAAGUUAUAUCACUCGUAUUAUACAGUUGGUUUUAAAAAGUUUGAGUUCACGACUAACUGGUAAAUUAUUAAAACCACCAUUGCCAGAAGAUUUGAUACGAAUUGCAGGUGAAUAUUGGGAUAGAUGGAACUUUCCAAAUUGUGUUGGUGCAAUCGAUGGAAAGCAUAUUAGAAUAUUUUGUCCGGGAAAGAGUGGUUCUUUGUUUUUUAAUUAUAAAGACUAUUUUUCAAUUGUCUUAUUAGCUAUUGUGGAUGCUAAUUGUAAAUUUAUUUAUGUCGACAUUGGCUCGUACGGAAAAGAAGGUGAUAGUGGCAUAUUUGGAAAAUCAAGUUUGAACCAAUUAAUUAAACAAAAAGAAUACUUUCCGCCAGAAAAAAAACUUCCAAAUUCGGAAAUAAGCUUACCAUUUGUUCAUGUCGGCGAUGAAGCUUUCCGUCUGGAGACACAUAUGAUGAGACCAUACACUCGUGGAGAAGCCCGGAAUGAUAACAAAAAAAUUAUUUUCAACUAUCGUUUGUCAAGAGCUCGGAGAACUACAGAAAAUAGUUUUGGUCUUUUAAGCCAAGUAUUUAGGGUUUUUUAUACUCCCAUUUCUUUGAAAACCGAAACAACUGAUCAACUAGUUUUAUCAGCCUGUUGCCUCCAUAAUCUUCUCCGGGAUAGAUAUUUAGAAAACGUGCCUAAUUAUUAUUAUAAUUAUGAUCCAAACGAACCUCAACCUUUGAAGAACAUGAUGUCUCUUGCUAAAUCUGGAGGUUACGCAAAUUUCGAAGGAUUUUUGGUAAGGGAUGAAUUUACAAAUUUUUUCAAUAGUGAACAAGGAGCUGUUUCAUGGCAAGACAGCCGAACACAGGAAACUGACAUUUAA